This is a messenger RNA of Fusarium fujikuroi IMI 58289, 1428 nucleotides long. Its product is annotated as related to ARG8-acetylornithine aminotransferase. Bases 1 to 1428 code for a protein of 475 amino acids. The record is from RefSeq and is a predicted model, not a curated record. The transcript is spliced from 3 exons. NCBI's taxonomy places the organism in Eukaryota, Fungi, Ascomycota, Sordariomycetes, Hypocreales, Nectriaceae. Gene Ontology annotation, cellular component: cytosol. Gene Ontology annotation, molecular function: pyridoxal phosphate binding; transaminase activity.
AUGAGGCUUCUUACCCGGCAAGCAGCAUAUACGAUUGCAAGAACGGCCUUUCGCAGUAAGGCACCAGUGUCCGACUUCAGCCGUGCUGGUGUUUCAACACUUCACGCCAAGAUCAACAGCCCGCCUCCAAGAAUCGUCAAAAGUCAAGGAUGUUGGCUGGAAACAGACCAAGGCGAUCGAAUCUUGGAUGCAUCUUCAGGUGCCGCUGUUGUUUCGAUCGGACAUAAUGAAUCGCGAGUGAAGGAUGCCAUUGCUGCUCAACUGGACCAGGUAGCAUACUGCUACAACCCUUUCUUCACGACAGAGGCAGCAGAGAAGAUUUCUAGCUUCUUGACCGAGUCUACUAAUGGGGCUAUGUCCAAGGUUUUCAUCGUUAGCUCGGGUACUGAAGCUGUUGAAGCAGCUUUAAAGAUCGCUCGUCAGUAUUUCACAGAGUUACCAACCCCGCAGCCAUCCCGGACGAAGUUUAUUGCUCGCAAGCAAUCGUAUCACGGAAACACGCUUGGAUCUUUGGCAGUGGGCGGCCAUAAAGCCCGACGUGGCGUGUACGAACCAAUUCUUGCAACCAAUGUGUCUCAUGUUUCUCCAUGCUACCCUUAUCGAGAGAUGAAAGCAGACGAAACAGAACAGCAAUAUGUUCAACGUCUAGCUAAAGAGCUAGAUGACGAGUUUCAGCGUCUCGGGCCUGAUACUGUUUGUGCCUUUAUCGCUGAAACUGUGUCUGGGACAUCAUUGGGCUGUGCGCCUCCAGUACCUGGGUACUUCAAAGCUAUCAAAGAAGUGUGUGAUCGCCACGGUGCUCUUCUGAUUAUGGAUGAAGUCAUGUCUGGAAUGGGGAGGACAGGCACGCUGCAUGCUUGGGAGCCGGAGGGUGUAGUGCCAGAUCUACAGACUGUUGCUAAAGGACUGGGAGCUGGCUACAUGCCCGUGGGGGCCUUGCUCGUCGGUAACAAAGUUACAGACACCCUUGCAAAUGGGUCAGGAGCUUUCUCUCACAGUCAAACUUAUCAAGGACACCCUGUUGCAUGUGCUGCCGCGUAUGCUGUGCAGACUGUUAUGAAAGAAGACAACAUGCUGCAGAAUGUGCAAAAUAUGGGUAAAUUGCUGGGUGACAAUCUUAAAGAGAGGCUAGGAGGUCACAAGAAUGUGGGAGAUGUCCGUGGAAGAGGACUUUACUGGGGUUUGGAAUUUGUUUGGAAUAAAGAGACGAAGGAGCCUUUUGAUCUGAGUGAACAAGUCGCUGGACAGCUGCACAAGGCUGGGUUGGGAGCCGAUCAUGGUAUUUCAUUGAUUCCAUCUACUGGCUGCCUGGACGGUGUUCGAGGAGAUAUGGUGAUUGUCUCUCCUCCUUUCACAAUCACGAAGGAGGAGAUCGAGUUGCUGGUUGACAAGGUCGAAAAAGUAGUUAUUUCUGUCCUGGGAUCAUAG